Messenger RNA from Amphiprion ocellaris (clown anemonefish), 992 nucleotides. It is a transcript of the gene frg1, whose product is annotated as FSHD region gene 1. NCBI's taxonomy places the organism in Eukaryota, Metazoa, Chordata, Actinopteri, Pomacentridae. The record is from RefSeq and is a predicted model, not a curated record. Gene Ontology annotation, cellular component: nucleolus; striated muscle dense body; catalytic step 2 spliceosome. Gene Ontology annotation, molecular function: actin filament binding. The transcript has 9 exons. The coding region runs from base 92 to 856 and encodes 254 amino acids.
AUGUGCCUCCGCGGUUGCCGUAGUUGUGUAAAUCCGCAACACACCGCUCAGUGUUUACUAUUAGCACCGACCGUUUAAGCUAGGUGAGGAAAUGGCUGAAUAUUCACACGUAAAAUCAACGAAACUGAUUUUGAAAGGUCUUAACAAAGGGAAAAAGAAGAAACACAAAGAUAAGAAAAGAAAAGCAGAUGAAGAAGAAAAAGUUGAUAUUGUUGGUGGUUGGUGGUCUGUUAAUAGCUUUGGGGAAAUUACAGGAACAGUUGCCAUAGAGAUGCAGAACAACUCAUACAUCCAUGCCCUAGAUACUGGACUCUUCACAGUUGGUGCACCACAUAAAGAUGAUGAAGGACCAGACCCUCCAGAACAGUUUACCGCUAUCAAGCUGUCAGACACACGGGUAGCCUUGAAAUCUGGAUAUGGGAAGUACCUGGGCAUCAACUCUGAGGGUUUGGUGGUGGGACGAUCCGAUGCCAUCGGCUCCAGGGAACAAUGGGAACCAGUCUUCCAGGAUGGUAAAAUGGCUCUCCUGGCAGCAAAUAGCUGUUUCAUCUCCUACAGUGACAGUGGGGACAUCGUGGCCAAGAGCAAGUCAGCAGGGGAUGGCGAGAUGGUGAAGAUCCGAACCAGUGCGGAACGAGAGGUCAAGCGUAAGGACGACAUUGCAGACGAGGACAGGGGCAACGUGAAAUCCUGUGAGAUCAAUUAUGUGAAGAAGUUUCAGAGUUUUCAAGAUCGGCGGCUCAGGGUUAAUGAGGAAGACUCCACCACGCUAAAGAAAGCCAGAAUGGAUGGAAAAUUCCACGAAACUUUGCUUGACAGGAGAAGCAAGAUGAAAGCAGACAGGUACUGCAAAUGAACACUUUGUGGACUGCUGCUAUCCCUCGGUAAAUGUCCUGACUUGUAGAGGUGAUCAUGUGAAUGUGGCAUUUCACAUGGCUGUUUUUUGGGAGUUUUUUUUUGUAUUUUAAAUAAACGUUUGAUGGUCAAAAUUG